CGAGAGCAUACCGGAGCAAAGUGUACCAAGCCCUGCCUCACCUAAAUCCUUGCCGCUCCCAAAGGCCAUGGACCCUGAUGGCGAGUGUGUACCUGAGGAAAGUGUACCAAGCCCUGCCUCACCUAAGGUCUUGCCGCUUCCAAAGAUUGUGGAAUGCUACAGUUUGCAACAAAGCAGUGAGUGGGAUCGCUACGUUUACAUCAACAUAGUGGAUGAAGUCGGAGAGUACUGCAUGGAUGCGAAUUCGUCAACCGCUACCUGGGAUGAGUACGUCGAACAACUGGAGAGAUACUGUGCAUCCAUCGACAUCUCGAAAGAGAAAGUGAUGCGCGCAGUAUUACUCGGAUGUUGCGGAAAAGUGACGAACCAGCUCAUCGAGCGAUUGGUCCAGCCCGAUAAACCGACGACGGUGCCUUACGAAACGAUCAAACGAGUCGUUCGCGAGCACUUGGGUGGCAAGCCGUCCCCACUUCGAUCGAGGUUUCUUUUCUUCAGGCGAAACCAAGAACCGAGUGAAUCUGUGACGGACUACGCGACGGAUCUUCGGAAGCUCGCAGAAGACUGUGGUUUUGGAAGUGAGGAAGUUGCCGUGGACGUCAUGUUGAGGGACCGCUUUGUGUUUGGCAUUCGAGACGACGCCCUACGGGAACGUCUGCUCGACAAACGGGAUCUGACCUUUGAUGCCGCUUACGAAAUGGCUUUGAAAACAGAGGCACCUUGUGAGAAGCAGUUCAAGACUGUUGGUGUGGAAUGAUGCAGCUAUCAAAGGGAGACGCUGUGUCACUCAUGUACACGGUGUACUCGUAGUGGCAAGUACAGACAGACUAGGUGCAAGUGAAAUUAUUGUGAUAUACGGUUUUGUACUUGAAUGAAAUAGAAGUAUUACUAGUCAAACUUGCUUUAACAAGUCAUUCCAGCUAGAAGUGACAAAUGGAGCUUGUGACUACUUAAUAAUAAUUAAUAAUAAUAAUAAUUGUUGGGGUUUAAUGUCCUAACACCACAACAUGAUUAGGAGGGAUGCUGUAGUGGAGGGCUCCGGAAAUUUCGAUUGCCUGGGGUUCUUUAACGGGCACCUAAAUCUAAGUACACGGGCCUCAAGAAUUUUCGCCUCCAUUGAAAAUGCGGCUCCCACGACCGGGAUUUGAUCCCGCGACCUUCGGGUCAGCAGUCGAGCACCAUAACCACUAGACCACCAUGGUGGGUGGAGCUUGUGGCUUGUGAGCAACAUAUUAAUGAGUGAGACAGACACUAGAGGAUAAGAAAUAAUAUUCAAAUAUAGAAGAAAAAGUUGGUCACCAUUAUACAUGUACAAAGAAAAAAAAAGCCUGGAAGUUUGAGUGCUACUGUUUAAGUUAUACUGAAGCUGUGCUGUUCCUGUGAGUGGGCAUUGUCAAAUUGGAAGAAUGUGCCUUGGUGGUUUGAUGAUGUCCUGCUGCUUAAAGCAGUAUGGUCGUGGUGCUGACAUCUGGCAACAGUGACUACAUUGUGACUUCACAGCGCGUUGUCAAGGGCUCUCGGUUUUCGCGCAUCCGGCGAGCCGCCAAGCUGGGAAGCGGUGGAGGCUACGAAGCGGCGGCUCGAAUACUGGUGGAAAUAACAGGUCGAGCAAACGCGCGCGCCGCGGCGGCUAUGAAAUUAAGCAAUUUAUAAAAUAUAAUAGCUAAGUUGUAUUGAAAUAACCGUUCUAACAGAUAAAAUUUUUUGCUGAUUGAGCGGGAUAUAGAGGCAUCAGAACGCAAAGAAGUGUAAGUUGUGAUGCGUAUAGCUUGACUUUGUAUAUGCUGAAGGGGAUGAAGAUAAAGAUAUGCGUUACCCCAAGCGAUUACACCAUAGUUGAUAUGAGAAUGAACAAAUGCAAAGUAGAGCGAAAACAAUGCAUAAGGUGAAAAUUACUGGCGUGCCAUGACGUGCGCACGGAUACCGAAGGCAGGCUCUUCUUUUAACAUCAUUGAUGUGAAGAUGAAACUUGAGAUGGCUGUCCAAUGUCACACUUAGGAAUACAACGGAGUCGCUGAUGGGAAUAAAAUGAUUUCCUGAUGUUAUGG
Rhipicephalus sanguineus (brown dog tick) is the source of this 2045-nucleotide messenger RNA. RefSeq lists its product as uncharacterized. The record is from RefSeq and is a predicted model, not a curated record. NCBI's taxonomy places the organism in Eukaryota, Metazoa, Arthropoda, Arachnida, Ixodida, Ixodidae. The coding region runs from base 68 to 754 and encodes 228 amino acids. The transcript has 3 exons.